Messenger RNA from Exaiptasia diaphana, 1541 nucleotides. RefSeq names its product mitochondrial 2-oxoglutarate/malate carrier protein. Bases 83 to 1006 code for a protein of 307 amino acids. The transcript is spliced from 11 exons. Lineage: Eukaryota; Metazoa; Cnidaria; Anthozoa; Actiniaria; Aiptasiidae. Gene Ontology annotation, biological process: malate transmembrane transport; thiosulfate transport; phosphate ion transmembrane transport. The record is from RefSeq and is a predicted model, not a curated record. Gene Ontology annotation, molecular function: antiporter activity; malate transmembrane transporter activity; thiosulfate transmembrane transporter activity.
CCUAUAAGCACUGUCUGUGCGUACAUGUAGUAUCUUUAAGAAAGCUAAAUUCUGUGUUCCUCUCACUCAAUUGCAAGCCAAGAUGACUCAGAAUAAAGGAGAAAUACCAAACUAUGCGAGGUUUAUAAUGGGAGGAUUGGCAGGAAUGGGUGCAACUGUAUUCGUCCAACCACUAGAUCUUGUGAAAAACAGAAUGCAGAUGAGUGGUAUUGGGGGUGCAGCCAAGGAACACAGAAGUAGCAUUCACGCUGUUAUGUCAAUCCUACGAAAAGAGGGUUUCUUUGGAGUUUAUAAUGGGUUAUCAGCUGGACUGUUUCGACAAGCAACGUAUACUACCACAAGAUUAGGCGUCUAUACAACACUUUUAAACCACUUUAAAAAUGAAGAUGGAAGUCCACUAGAAUUCCACAAGAAAGCUGGUUUAGGAAUGACCUCUGGUGCUGUAGGUUCUUUCAUUGGUACYCCUGCUGAAAUCUCCUUGAUCAGAAUGACCUCAGAUGGAAGGUUACCCGUAGAACAGCGAAGGAACUACUCCAGUGUUUUUAAUGCUUUGUAUAGAAUUACAAAAGAGGAAGGAAUCUUGACUUUAUGGAGAGGAUGUGGACCAACAGUAGUUCGAGCUAUGGUAGUCAAUGCGGCACAACUUGCAACCUACUCACAAGCGAAGCAGUUUUUACUAUCUACAAAAUACUUUGAGGACAAUAUACUAUGUCAUUUUGGCGCAAGCAUGAUUAGUGGACUAGCAACAACUAUUGCUUCCAUGCCAAUUGACAUUGCGAAAACAAGAAUUCAGAAUAUGAAAAUUAUUGAUGGUAAACCAGAAUACAGAGGUGCAACUCAUGUUUUCCUCAGUGUUAUCCGUAAAGAAGGUCUGUUUGCUCUAUGGAAGGGAUUCACGCCAUAUUACUUCCGUCUUGGUCCCCACACUGUCCUCACGUUCAUCUUCUUGGAGCAGCUGAACAAAGCAGCAAACAACAUCUAUGGCAGCUCAUCUUCAACCAUGUAAAAACAGGACAAGAUGCUGUGGUCAUGUUUUCACUAAAAUAUUAUAAAACAUCUCUGUAGAAAAGAGUGCUUAUAAAAUAAUGGCAUGUAGUGURUGGCAAUCAACACACUCGAUCUUUUUCRGAUAAAAUUGAAGGUACAAUGCAUGUUUUAGGAUGUGUACAGGUUUUAGCAAUCAGUACUGCCAACAUGAAUGGCACUGUUCAUGGGAGUUGGUUAUCAUGGUAAAAAAUACAAGAAAAAACUAAAAAAUUUCUGUAGUACGACAAGGUACAAGUACUUAUGUUGUAUACAUUUAAUAGAAGAAAAGGAAACUGGCCUUGACAAUUUCGUGUGAAAUCCAGCUAAAAUUUCGAUUUCUUUACUUAUUCAUGAUUAAUAAUAAUAUGAUUGAACUUUUCAAGUCUUCAAAAACUUAAUAAUUUAUGAAAAUAGUUAUAGCUAAUUUUCUUGAAUCAUUUAUACCGCAAUAAUGAAACUUAUCAUAUAAUUAUUAUGCUGGGAAAAUAUUAUUAAAGGUACUUAUUAUUUCUUUA